AUGAAUAUCUUUUAAAAAAAGACAAAUUAAAAAUGGUAAAAUGUGCUCAAUAAAAUUAAGAACCAAAAAAAUAACAGCUUAAAUGAUAAUUAAAAUAAUAUUAAUGACAAAAUUAAAUAAAUCCUCACAGAAAAUACUUAGGAAGAGUUAAAAGAUUAUGAUUAAAUAUAUUUUCUUUAACAAAGUUUGAAUAAUCAUCCUUUUUUUUUAGAUUUAUGGCAAUUUUGGAGUGAAUAAUUUACAAGAAAGGUAAUUACUGAUUAUGAUUAACAAAAUGGUAUUAUUGAUAAAAAUGAAGAAUAAAAAGAUGCUUCUCAUUUACCUUCGAAAAAAAGUGUAAAUGCUAAGAGAUCUUAAUCAUCAGAAAAAAAAGAUAUCAAAAAUAGUAGAAAUGAGUUGGAUAAAACGAUUGAUUAAUAAAUUGAUAAAUAAAAAUGGAGUGAAAAAUAGUUAGGCAAUAAGUAGAAAAUAAAUUCAUCCCAUCAAUAAGUUAUCUAUCAUAAUAAAAAUGAAUAUUCUAAGAAGACAGAUGUAACAAGAUUAAAGGUGAAUGAUUUCGAUUAUUAGUUCUAAGAUAAUUCAAAAAUAAAUUUUUCUAAUGAUAAAUAACAUGGAAGAUGUGAUCGAAAUAAUGAAUAAAUAAAUUGUUUCAAUUAACCUCAGAAAAAUAGUUAAUCUCCUAUAAAAGCAUAAAUAUCUGAAAAAAUAAAUAUUGAAAAUAAUUCAUACGAAUAUUAUAAAAAGAUAGAUGAAAAUAAUCGAAAGAUAAAAGAAGUAGAGAGUUAAGUAGACUCUAAGCUUAAAGAGAUCUAGAUAAAGCUAUUUUCUCACUUAAAAUUAAAGCAAUAUUAAGAAAAUAAUUUCAUUUACGAAGAUGGUAAAGUUAGAUGUGAUGAAAAUUGUCCUUCUAAGAAUGCAAAAAAUACUAAAUUUACUAAAGAGUAGUUUUAUUCAGAAAGUAAAAGUACUUACGAAGUUAAAAAAGACUAUAUUGGAGAAUAAAAUCAAUAAGAUAGUAGUAUUUAAUGUGAAGAUAAAUAGAAUAGUAAGAGUGAAAAAGAAUAAAGUAGUUAACAAAGAGAUUAAAUUAAUUUGGAAAUAAUUAGUCCAAACAAAUAAGUUAGUGAAUAAGAUUUAUUCGAAGCAUAGAGUAAAAGUAAUGAGGAAAACUCUAGUAUAAAUAUAAGAGAAAAAAGUGAUUAAGAGUCAUGGUAGGUAUGCUUGAAAUGCUAAUAUUUUUAUAUUGUUUGGUAAGGAGAAAUCGAAGAAUAAAUCAGUGAUGAGAUAACUAGAUUUUCAUCAGAUAGUUUUGAAAUUCCUAAAAGCAAGAUUUUAAAGGAUGGUGAUUAUUUUGGAGAGAAGGAAUUGAUAUUUAGAGGAAAGAGACAUGCUACAAUCAAAUGCAAUAAAUUAACCUUUGUGUUUUAUCUAAAUAGAGAAAUAUUUAAUUCUGUUAUUAGCUCUUUUAUUAAAUUUAAGAAUCCUAUCCUAAGCUCGCUUGAUCAAGGUGCUCCUAAAUCCAUGGUUUCAUUGUUCUUAAAAAAGGAACAUCUUAUUUAGCUAUCGUAUUUAUAGUAACCUAGAACUUUGAUUUAUGGUAGUCUUGUUUAUAACGAAAAUGAAAUUGCCGAUAGUUUGUAUGUAUUAAGUUAAGGAUAAAUUAAUUUUUCAAAACGCAUAACUUCCUAAUUAGAUCACUUAGAAAAUUCUAGAGUAACACCUCCUAAAAGAUGUCAGCAAAUAAGCAUCAUAACUCAAGUUCAAUAUUUUGGAGAAGAAAAUCUUUACUUAAAGUAUGAUUAAGAAUUGUAAGAGUUAAAUGAGGAGUAGGAUUCCAUGCAUUUGGAAGAAGAGAAAAAAUUGUUUCUUUAGACCUAAUAAAAAAGAUAGUAUACUGCAACUGUCAGUAGUGAUAAAGCUGUUGUCCAUAAAAUACCUUAUGCAUUUUUGCUAGAAAAAAUGUAUUAGAAAUAAAAAAAUUUUUAAAAAGUUCACAUGCUUUUGAAUAAAUACAUUUAGUAAAAAAGUGAAUGGAAAUCAAAGAAUUAAGAAAGAAUUGAAAAAGUAAUUUAAAAUAGAAGUUUUAGCUAGUUUAUCUAAGGAAAAUCAUCUAAUAUGCUUGUAUGUAAAACAGGAAAUCCUUUAGAAAAAUAUAGUUUAAAUAGGUUAAGAGAACCAGAAAAAUAAUCUAGCUUACAAGAUUUUUAGAAUUGCAAUUAACUAAGUGUAAAAAGCAAAAAGAGGGCUUCUCGUCUUUUAAGAAAAAUGAGCACAGUGAACAGUAUUGUAUUAACUGAAGAAAAUCAAGAUAUUUAAUAAUUAAUAACAAGUUAAAAUAGUUUUUCUAAACUAUAAGAUAUAACAUAAAUUAAUAAUGCUUUAUGCUCAUACCAUAUUCAGCAGUCUUCAAAUAUUUCUCCUGAAAAAAAAGUUUAAUUAAAUUAUCAAAAUCAGCAAUAGCAAGAAAAUGAUUUUCAGUAAAAGUACUUUUUAAGUGUCUUGGAUAAUAAUUCUAAAAUGGGUAAUUAAUUUUCUUAAAUCAACCUUUCAUCAAAAUAUAGAAAGAACGAUAGAAACAAAGACCAAGAUAUAAAUUUUUUGGAUUUCAUAUUGCAAAGGGAGCAAUCAGAUUAUAUGAAAAAUCUAAAUUAACUUUAAAGCACACCUAAAACUUGCUACAAAUAAAGUCAAAUUUAAUUUAAUUAAAAUACUUCUUUUAUCUAAAACAAUAAAGAUAAUUCAUACUCCUAAUUAAAAGAAAAAAACUAAUUUUAGUAAAAUAAAGAUUAAUUUGAUAAAAAUGGAAUCAAUUAUUUAAAAUAGAAUUAAUCAAUAUCAAAUAUUUAAAGCCAUAAUUAGUUUAUUUCUGAAGGUAGAGAAAAAAUGUUUGUUUAAUAUUAAAAUAAAGACCAAGUAAAAAUAUAAUCUGAUUCACUAAACAGGAAAAAUAUUGUUAAAACACAACAGCGCUCUAGAGAUAUUUCUCCUAAUAUUAAGGUUAAACAAGAUUAUUCAAGAAGAAGCACUAUUUUAAAUAACUCUAAGGGAAAUAAUUACCUAGCUACACAAGACUUACAAGAUAGAAAUUAAAGUUUUAUAACUGACACAUAAUAAAAAUCAGUUAGUCUUCCUAAGAAAUAAUAAAAUUAAAAUUAUUAAACAACUCCUAGAUCCAGAUAAUAGGCUUAAAAUUUUAACAAAUAAAGAUUGGUUACAGAUAUAGAUGAAUAUUGUAAAUCUAACACAUAUUUAGAAUAACUAAUAGAUGAAAAAUAGCAACAGUUGAGAAAGAAUUCCAGUGCUGUAUUUGAAGAUUUAAUUUAUUCCAAUAACUUUGAUUUGAACGAAGAUAACGCAUAAACGAAUUCUCUUAAAAAGAGAAAGUAAUAUAGUGUCAUGCUCGAAAUAUAGAAAACUCAGUAAAAGAUUCCAAUUAGUAUUUCUAAUCAAAGAUGCAUAUCGUAUGAUCUUGAUUAUGAAAAGACUUCUUCUCAAGUAUUGAAAUUUAAGAAAAAUGCAAUAAGACAGCUUACAAAUUCAAAACUACCAGUAAAGUUAGAUGUAUCAGGGAUAUGUUAGUAAACUCAUCGCUUUGAUUAUCUAAAAAGGAAACUUGAGUAAAAAAAGAAAAAUUUAUAAUAAAUGAAAUAAUUUGAGUAAGGAGAGCAAACAAAAAUACCUUCCAGUGCUGUUUAAUAUAAGAAAAGUGAAAGUAUCGUUUUAAAUUUAGUUGAUAACUACUUUAAAAACAUCUCAAAUAACAGUGGCUAUCCUUAAGGACCGUGUUUAAAAACACUGCUUUAAAAUACACCAAAUACCAAAAAUGGAAACAUUAAUACAACAAUAAAUGGGUAAUCAACAUAAUAUUCAAAAAGUGGAUCCACUAAACCAUUUACAGAAGUAUCUAAAAGUUCUUAUAUUAAUUACUUUAGAUCUCCAAUGAAAUCAGCCUAAUCCUAUAGAUCAAAAUCUAAUCCGAGAUAAAAUAAUUCAAAAACAAUUUAAAACAACUCAAUUGGUCAGAAAUAAUUUUCUCUAACAAACAACACAUUUUAUGAUCACUCUAAAGAUUUAAAUUAAGCUUUCUCCACAUUUAUAACUAAUACUUAAUUUUCUCCCUUUUGA
Molecule: messenger RNA, 4125 nt
Organism: Tetrahymena thermophila SB210
Lineage: Eukaryota; Ciliophora; Oligohymenophorea; Hymenostomatida; Tetrahymenidae
Product: cyclic nucleotide-binding domain protein
Exons: 1
Source: RefSeq, a predicted model, not a curated record